Molecule: messenger RNA, 605 nt
Organism: Paramecium octaurelia
Lineage: Eukaryota; Ciliophora; Oligohymenophorea; Peniculida; Parameciidae
Source: the annotation of a GenBank genome assembly
AGUCUAUAUGGGAUAGUAUUAUUAAGGUUUCAAUGAUAACAGGACACAAUGCUUCUACUAUUAAAGCUAUAUAUUAAGUUUAUAAAAAACAGGGUCGGAUAAAUAAGAAGGUUAAAAGGGAUAAGGUUUUGAAUUAAACAUUUCAAUUUAUGUUAUUUGUAGUUGAUGAUCCGUAUAAAUAUAUAUCAUCUAGGCAUUCAAACCUGACAAAAAUAAGCGUGGAGUAACAUGAAUUCUAAAAGUUAAUUGCAGAAGAACAGCAUAUGAAUUUAUCAAAUAGCCAAGAAUAAGCCAUAACAAGAAUAUUAGAAUAAAAUAAACUUAAAAUCAUGAACCUUCUGGAUAAUGCAUCAGCACUAGAUACAUUUAAUUAAGAAAUGAAUCUGAUUUCUUCUUAGGAUCACCCCAGUCAGUAAUUCUCUACUUUAAACCUUUCAUGUUUUCGUUGUAAAGAAAAGAAUUAGCCCACUUUUUUAAUAAGCAAGAAUAAGCAAUUUUUGACAGACCUUAUCUCAGAAAAUCAAGAAGAUGUUGAAGAUGAUGAAAAAAAUAAGUUUAGAAUUCUGAAAACACUUAAUGAAUAAUAUAGAUAAAUGAAAAUGUGA